Messenger RNA from Cuscuta campestris, 2443 nucleotides. The record is from the annotation of a GenBank genome assembly. Lineage: Eukaryota; Viridiplantae; Streptophyta; Magnoliopsida; Solanales; Convolvulaceae.
CUAUAUUUUCUAAGAUAAUUAUACGUGUCAUGAUUAUGUAGUUUACAUUUAGACAAAUGGAUAAUACAAAUACUAUAUAUAUGAGAUUCACUAAAUGCAUAUCCUACUCAGAAUUUUUGUUUAUGAAGAUCUAAUCAUCAAAUUAGAAGCAUAAUGGAUGAGAAGUUGAAAGAACACAAAGAUAUGACAAUUAUUAAACAAAUGGCUAUAGACUACUACUCCAAGCUCUACAACAACUCCAAAGAUGUAGAUAUGGAGCCUGUUCUACAUUACUUGGACAAACCUAUCAGCCACCAGGACAAUAUCAAUAUCAGCAAGGUACCAAACGAAGAGGAAAUCAAAGAAGCUGUAUGGAGUUUGAACCCCAACAGUGCUCCUGGACCUGAUGGGUUUAAUGGCUCCUUCUUCAGGGCUUGCUGGCAUAUAAUCAAAGAUGAUGUAGUAAGUGCAGCACAGGAGUUUUUUGUUGGAGUUCCAGUCCCCAAGAGUUAUGGAAGCACUUUCAUCACUUUAAUCCCUAAAAAUGACAGUCCUAAAAGGUUUGGGGACUACAGACCUAUAUCAUUAUCUACAUUCAUGAGUAAGAUUAAUACUAGAAUCCUUGCAGACAGGCUUCAGAUGAUUUUACCCAAGAUUAUUUCAAAAGAGCAAACUGGCUUUCAAAAAGGUAUGGGGGUAGAUGAGCAGAUACUCCUAGUUGAAGAAAUGGUUCACAAAAUUGAUGCUAAGAUCAGAGGGGGAAAUGUCAUCAUAAAGCUUGAUAUGGCUAAGGCUUUUGAUAAUAUGGAAUGGCAUUACAUUCUAGGCGUGUUGGAUAAACUAGGUUUCAGUGAUCACAAUCAAAAACUUCUCUUAGCCAAUUUGAGAAGCACAUUCAUCUCUGUUAUGGUCAAUGGGAGUCCUCAGGGUUUUUUCACUAUGAAAAGGGGGGUGAAACAGGGGGAUCCUCUAUCUCCAUUGCUUUUCAUUAUAGCAGGGGAAGGACUUUCCAGGAUGCUUAAACAAAAUAUGGCCUCAUCCAAGAUUGUCAACUACAAUACAGGGAGGGACUAUCUUAUAAGUCACUUGGCUUAUGCAGAUGACAUCAUAAGUUUUUGCAAUGGUGAUACAAGGAAUCUGCUGAAGGUCAAUACUCUUCUAAAGAGUUAUAUGAAUGCAUCAGACUCACCAGCCAGGAAAAGAAUAUGCAGAAUUCACAUGAUAAGUGGGGAAUCUAUGGGAGAUAUGCUACCAGAGGAUGAUGAGGUGGUGAAGAUUAAGUUAAAGCAUGCUUAUGAAAGCUGUAGACCGCAUAAUAACAUGGCAAUUUCUGACAAGUUCUGUUGGAAUAACUUGCAAAUCCCAAGAGUCAAAUUGUUUCUAUGGAAGCUGAAUGAUGACAUAUUACCUUUCCCUGAUGUUCUCUCUAGAAUGAGCUAUAGCCUGCCCUCUCAGUGCCCCUUUUGCAAAAAGAAUGAAGCCACAGUAGACCACUGCAUUCUUCAAUGUGGUAAGAUCAGAUAUAUUUGGGAUGAAAUAGCAGAUAUAAUAGAGGGACCUAGAAUCAGGCCUGCUACAACCAUCAAGCAACACAUUUUAAAAUGGCACCUCAGAUCAGAAACCCAUACACUUCGUGGGAACAUGAAAUUGGUGAUGCCAGGAGUUAUUGCUUGGUGUAUUUGGAAGCAAUAUUCUGCAAUUUCAUUCGGUAACGAAGAUCUGAAUACCAACAAUAUAAUCUAUAACAUUAAGAGCAACAUGAAUUUGUGGAAUUGGAAAUACCGUAACAAGGGAUGGAUGAUCAGAGAUGAGAGCCUGGUUAAUUCGGGAAUUCAGAUAUUUGCGCUUGGGGGGAAAUCAAUUGCAACAACACUCACAUGAUGUUGUGAGUAAAGGUUGUGCAUUCAUCCGUUUAUACCCUUCGUCCACCACGCGCUUCCUCCUUUCCAUGUUUAAUUAGGAUUUUGUUUACAUAUUUAGAAUAUUAUUUACACAAAUUAAUAAUUAUUUAUUCCGUAUUUUUAGGAACGCACUUCAUCGUCAUCUUCUAACUAAUAACCAUAUUUUAUGGCUCAUGGAAUACAGAUGGUUCAAUUGCAGGUUAUUAAACUUGCUUGUACAUUUGAGUUUCUUAUCUUUGACAAGGAUGGUAGAUCAUUUGUGGUCAUAGAACGUGCACUUAUUAACGUGUAAUAUGCCGACCUUCAUCAUGUUUUGAACGACCACCUGGGAGGCUAAAGAAGCGUAGGAUUCUAUCAAAGGGUAAACAUGCUAAUCGUCAAUAUGCUCACGAAUUAUGCUCACAGUGCAAAUCGGCUAGACAUAAUAGAAAAACAUGUAUGAAUUCGAUUCCUUUGAAUCGUCGUUGAUCUUGUCUUGUCCCCAUUCCCUUACCCACCAUUUAAUUCUCCCAAUUUUUAGACAUUUUUUUUGAAUCAUCAUUCCAUAAAAUUACAAUCUAUUU